UGUAAACAUAUCCACACAUUAAUAUAGUUUCAUAUGUUAGGAUGUAGUAAUAUAACUAACUAUCUAGACAGAAAAAUAAAGUUCCUUUUCUGAAAAUCAUUUCAACCUUAUUCUGUGCUAGUCUUAUCAACAACAUAUUCAAUUUCACUCUCUUUCAGCUUACAUGAUUGGUCAAUUCUAAACAUCCCUACAUAAAAAGGAGUAAUGCAGUAAUGCAAUGAAAUGUGUUCAUAUUUUUAACUAACCACCAUCCAUAUUUGUUUAUUGAACAACAAAAAAACGAUUGUAAAAUUCAAAAAAGCUUUCGAAUAGUUUUCAUUCUAGUAGAGAGAUUUCUUUGAUUUGCACCAUUACUGUUCAUGUUUUAAUAUUAUUGAUUGCAAUUAUUAUAACAAUCAUCUUAAUAUCAACUAAACACAUUGAUGGCACUUGAACCAGUAGUAAUUAGUCUUCGUAGACCGACAUCAGAUAAAUCUUGGGGAUUUGUAUUACAAGGUGGUGUUGAUCAAGGUUUGCCAGUAUUUGUUCAUAAAGUUACACGUCAUGGGAUAGCUCAUAAGUCUGGACUUGAACCUGGAGAUGUAAUAGUGCAAAUUUGUGCAACUUCAGUCCAUGGGAUGACACAUGCUCAGGUGAAAGCCGAAAUUUUAAGAGCUGGUAAUGAGUUAGAUUUUAAGGUUAAAAAACGUGAUUUCAAUGUGGUUGCAUACAAUCAAACAAUGCAACAAAUAGCUGCUGCCAAUCGACCAAUCGAUGUAGCUUCAAAUUCACCUGAACCACGUGCUGAAAUAGUGGAAGAACAUUUAUGGCGACAUGGUGGUCCAACAUUUAAAAAUGUUCAACCAAAAUCAUAUAAAAUCCUUGAACAACAAUUGCCACAAUCAAGUAUGGGAGCCAACAAUUACGAUAUGACAGGUCCUUCACCAGGUUCUGUAUUCGAUCGCAGUAUGGAAGAACGAUCACCAUAUUUACAAGCUACUGAGCCAACUAUUCAAAAAGCUUAUGGUGAAUCUUAAGUCUACAAGUUAACGAAACACCCAAAGACACUUUCUUUUCUCUCAUUGUUCCGAUUAAAAAAAAAAAAUACAGUGCCACAAAAUGACCUACAUUUAUAAUAUAUAUAUAUAUAUAUUCAUUCAUUUUUUUGCUUGAUGUAAUUAGAUAUUUAACUUUCUAUAUUUAUAUACAAAUAUUGCUAAUGUUGUUUAUCCGAUGGCAUUACUUCAUAUAAUAAACCAUAUAUAUUGCUCAUGCCUUUCCCCUUCUCUUUCUCAUUCCUUCCUCUAUCUAUCUGUAUCCCACCCAAUGUAUUCACUAUCUAAAGAGAUUAAACAAUUUCUCUUAUGUAUAAGUGUUUAGUGUUUUUAAAAAACGAGAUAGAGAUACAUACCCUUCAAAAAGUAAAUAAAAUUAAUAAUUAAUUUUACUUCUAUUUCAUUUUCUAUCGCUUUCUCUCGUUCUCUUUUUUUUUCUGUUUAUUUUCCUGCCCUAAUCUAUCAAAAGAAAACUGACUGAACAGAGUUUUCCAAAUAAACAUCUUAUUUAAUAAA
Schistosoma turkestanicum is the source of this 1550-nucleotide messenger RNA. Lineage: Eukaryota; Metazoa; Platyhelminthes; Trematoda; Strigeidida; Schistosomatidae. The record is from the annotation of a GenBank genome assembly.